Molecule: messenger RNA, 4039 nt
Organism: Styela clava
Lineage: Eukaryota; Metazoa; Chordata; Ascidiacea; Stolidobranchia; Styelidae
Product: guanine nucleotide-binding protein G(i) subunit alpha
Biological process (GO): adenylate cyclase-modulating G protein-coupled receptor signaling pathway
Cellular component (GO): cytoplasm; heterotrimeric G-protein complex
Molecular function (GO): G-protein beta/gamma-subunit complex binding; GTPase activity; GTP binding
Source: RefSeq, a predicted model, not a curated record
AUUUUGUAUACAUAGUCCGACGGUGAAAUACUUUAUAUUAAUGGUAUUUUGAGAUUCGUAACAUCAAAGAGCGUGCGUACGCCUCGUACUUGUUGUGACACAAUAAUCUUGCAUUAAACGGAUACUACACUUGUAUUUUUGGAGAACCCUGCCAAGGGUUAUUAAUAAGAGAAAAGGAGAGCAAAAUGGGGUGCGCUGUAUCAUCAGAAGAUAAGGCCGCCAAUGAGCGGUCCAGAGCUAUCGAUCGUAAUUUACGAAUGGAUGGAGAAAAAGCAUCGAGAGAAGUCAAGUUAUUACUUUUAGGUGCUGGUGAAUCUGGAAAAAGUACAAUUGUUAAACAAAUGAAAAUUAUUCACGAAGAUGGUUAUUCUGAAGAAGAAUGUAUUCAAUAUAAAGCAGUGGUAUACAGCAAUACAUUACAAUCCCUUAUUACAAUUGUACGAGCUAUGGGAAACCUUAAAAUAGACUUCGGUCAUUCAGAUAGAGCGGAUGAUGCACGCCAGCUCUUUUCAUUAGCAAGUUCACUUGAAGAUGGUGAAAUGACAAUAGAACUCGGAGAUUGCAUGAAGCGACUCUGGACAGAUAAAGGAGUCCAAGUUUGUUUCAGUCGGUCGAGAGAAUACCAACUUAACGACUCAGCACAAUACUACUUAGACGCGUUAGAACGUCUGGUGGCGCAAGACUACAUCCCGACAGAACAGGACGUCCUGCGAUCUCGUGUAAAAACAACUGGUAUCGUCGAGACGCAUUUCGAAUUUAAAGACUUGCAUUUUAAAAUGUUCGACGUCGGUGGUCAGCGAUCAGAAAGAAAAAAAUGGAUUCAUUGUUUCGAAGGCGUCACUGCAAUUAUUUUUUGCGUUGCCCUUUCAGCGUACGAUCUCGUCCUGGCUGAGGAUGAAGAAAUGAACCGAAUGCACGAGUCUAUGAAGCUCUUCGACUCGAUCUGCAACAACAAAUGGUUCACAGAAACCUCGAUUAUUCUUUUUCUCAACAAGAAAGAUUUGUUCGAAAGCAAAAUCUCGAAGUCACCUCUCACCAUCUGCUUCCCAGAAUAUCAAGGAUCUAACACAUACGAAGAGGCAGCCGCUUACAUCCAGCUCAAGUUUGAGGAUCUCAACAAACGCAAGGACACCAAGGAAAUCUACACACAUUUCACAUGUGCUACCGACACAAACAACAUUCAGUUUGUAUUCGACGCUGUCACUGACGUCAUCAUCAAAAACAACUUGAAGGAUUGUGGGCUUUUCUGAAAAGUUUUGAUAAGUAAUUGUUGCCCUGUGUUGAAAUGUUUCCACCUGUAUGUAAGAACGGGUAGUUCACUCAACCAACAAUAUGUACUACAAGUCCGUUACUACUGCCUAUAUAUUUUUUGCAGCAAAGAUAUUUUCGAUGUCGACAUAUGAAUUGUAGUGAAUCGAGAAUUCUACUCAAUUGAAACCCUUUAUUUUUCUCAACAUUUUUAAGUAAAUUACAUCAUAGUCAUUCUCCAGUCGAGCGAGUUUUAGAGAAGUUACUCAUGCUCAAAUCGAGUGAGUUUUAAAGAAGUUACUCACUUCCUUUCGAGUGAGUUUUAGGGAAGUUACUCAUAUUCCACUUGAGUGAGUUUUAGGGUAAUUAAUUAGUCACUCUUCAUUCAAGUGGGUUUUAGGCAAGUUACUUAUCUCUACUUCAGUGAGUUUUAGGAAAAUUAUUCAUUCUAGAGAAGUUACUCUUUCUCUACUCGAGUGAGUUUAGGAAAGUUGUCAUCAUACAACAAGCAAAUUUGUGUCCACAUUUUGACUGGACAUAUUUCGGAUUUAUUAUUCUCAUAAACAACUAUUUUUUUUGUAAAUACCAUUGGAUAUUUUUUGCUUUUUCUCCAUUUUGUACUGUUGCAUUAUUAUAUGUGUCUCUCUCGCUAUUCUCGCACGUUGUUGUCAUCAUUGUCGUUAUUAUCGUUAUUCCCCUACCUGGCAGGAAUUUAUUUUUGUAGCUGAUGCUGUAUAAACGUCAUCCACGUAUUUGUACUUACUUAUUUUUUACUUUUUUUUACUCUAUUUGGAAGUCUACCCACAAAUAGAAUUUACGAUAUGAUGCUAAAAAACCAUUGGCCAUAAAAUCAUGAUAAUACACGGACUAUUCAAUGCAUAAAAUCUUACUUCCUCAAUUGAAAAAAAAACAUUGAAACAUGGGUCGUAUAAUUUGAUUGUCUUCAUAAACAUUUCAACAAUUUUCUCGAAGUCUAGAAUAAACAGAUAUUCAAAAUAAGGAAAACCUCCAUUUUUCAAUUCAAGUGUUAUUGUUUUUCAAGGUUUUUCCCUAUUUUAUUUCAGAGAUCAUGCCCAUUAGAACGUACCAGUGUGUUAAUAUUUUAAGGCCUGUUAUUUCUCUAGCCUUAUAUGAAUUAAUCUACUAAUAAGAAUACUGCUUAUCCCAUCAUUUUGUCAUUGUUCAUGUAACGUCCAAUCAUGUUUUUGGAAGGGCCCUUCAUUUUGGCAAUAAUUAAUUAUUAUGCUAACCUCUUUUUUUUUCAAAAAUGAGUUUUUGUCAUGCUUCAAUAGGCACUCACUCUAUUGGUUGAUCAAAACCAAGUUUCGUCUUGCUUCAAUGAGCAAUUGUCCUAUUGGUUGUUAAAAAUUCAAAUUUCUGUUAUGCUUCAGUAGGCACUCAUCCUAUUGGUUGAUAUAUUCAUGUUCCAUAUUCUUGUCUUUGUGGUAUAGGACGGUGUGUAAUUUAGUGUUUAGUACUCGUUUGGUGGUCAAUCACUCCUUCAAUGCUAAAUUGACUAAUUAUCAUUUCCCAAAAAUUCCCUUUUUAUUAUCUGAAAGUUAUCACAUUAUGACAAUUUUAUUUUCAAAUUCAAAAUUAAUAUGAUGCACAAAAAAUGGCAAAAAAAAGUUUUUUUUUUCGAUAUGGGUGCAUGAGUUCGGCAUUUUUCAAUGAAUUGGCCUUGAAACAAAUACUUUUACAUUAUUCGAAAUUGUAUUUAGUUGGGAAUAGUUAGAAAGAAAAUGAGCACCCCUGUCUCACCCAGAUUUGAAUUAUUACCGUAUGCAUUGGACUGUAUGGUAAUGCCACGACUAUUGCUCUCUACUAAUUUACUAACACCUUUAAUUAACUCAAUAUAUCGUCUGUCAUCUGCUUUUCGAGUUGCACCAUGUUUAUUCGUUCAUGUCAUUUCAUUGAUAUGGUACGAUUAUUGUACAAAAUUAUUUGAUUGAUAUAUGUGCUUUUUCUGUAGCGUUGUUUCAUAGUUAACUCGACCACCUGGUUUACAAGCACUUUAAUAUGGUGUGUGUUGCCAUUCGUCGCACAUUAUAGGGAAUAAUGUUGGUUAAAUACCUUUAUCAGUACCAUUGCUUUGUUGAUCGAAAAAAUUUCAUAUUGGCCGUAUUGAGAUUUUUAUCUCUAAUGUGUGAAUAUAUUCGUUUUCUUGCCUUUGUUGCAUAGAAUUACUAUAAAUUUCACUAAAUUAUUCAAUAAUUUCAACAGUAUAGAUUUUGUCCAAUGUUCUUAAUCCUCUUGUCAAUGUUAAUGGGCAGGCUCUGUAAUGCUGUGCGACUGGUUGUAUGGAUGGCUCUAACUUUAUCAUUUUAUAUGUCUACGAAGAAAAUUGAAGAAUACUUCAUAUUAUGCUAAUUUUUUUCUUGUUUUUACUCUCUUUCCGCUGUACCUUUUUGUCCCCCAAAAUAGACAGAAAAAAAAUUGAAAAAAUAUUCGUCCAGUUAAUAAUCUCCUAAAGGAUUUGGCUCCUUAAUUGAUGUUUGUUAUGGCUUAUACUUCAUUUAUACUACCACUCAUGGUUAAGGAUACUUUUAAAUAUUUUUUCUCAAUUUGAGAUUGGUUUAGAAUGAAAUGAGUUUAUUUUUGUUUUUGUUGAGGUUAUAUCAAUUUAAGAUAUGUUUUUAUUGAAAAACAAAUGGUUAUGGUAAAGAAAAUCGCCGUUUGGAACUUUAUUAUAAAGUACUACACUCUCUACAUCAUGUAUUGUUUGACCCACGUUCAUCAUCUUUUUUAUUUAUUCGUUGUGAUUGUAUAAAUACACCAAGUGAUAACCAUA